This is a messenger RNA of Didymosphaeria variabile, 858 nucleotides long. RefSeq lists its product as uncharacterized. The coding region runs from base 1 to 858 and encodes 285 amino acids. The transcript has 2 exons. NCBI's taxonomy places the organism in Eukaryota, Fungi, Ascomycota, Dothideomycetes, Pleosporales, Didymosphaeriaceae. The record is from RefSeq and is a predicted model, not a curated record.
AUGGACUACAGCCAUACUGUCACUCCUGAUGGCAAAUUAAUCGUAGAUGAAUUCAAGCGUGUAGCGUCCGGCGGCCUACUCACCAUGUGGAUUUUUCGUCUGAACCUCAUAAUCGAUCACAUGCUGAUCAAGACGUCCAUCCUACUCUUCUACAACUACGUCACCGCCGCUCACCGCUCCUACUACUGGAUCGUUCGCGGCAUGCUAGGCCUCGUCAUCGUUUCCAGCCUUGCCAUGGCCUUCGUCAGUAUCUUCAUCUGCAAUCCCCCGCAGAUCUCUUGGGACGGCGAAGUCUUCUACAGGGAAUUCUUUGGCGAGUUUCCAACGCAAUGCAUGAACCCGUCGACGUUAUGGCUCAUCCAAGCUGCAUACAACCUCGCUACUGACGGAGUUGUCUGGAUCCUCCCGAUUCCCUUCUUCCUGAACCUACGAUCCAUGCCCGUGCGAAGACGGGUAGAGCUAGUCGCUAUCUUUAGCAUUGGUAUCGUCGCCAUAGCUGCAUCUGCAGUUCGACUCUCCAUCACUAUGCGAUGGUUGUCCGGAUUUGAAGAGUCAGGAUUGCAAUGGGGCAAUUUACUGAUUUGGUCCCAAGUCGAGCAGCAUUCGGGUAUCAUCGCGGCUUCUAUACCCUUCCUGCGACCGAUUAUGCGAAAGAUCGUUAAGAGAGUACGAGUCCGCAGCCCGAGCCCUGGGCCUAAGCUCAUUCCGAAUCUGAGUCCCCAAGACCAGCCGAUACCCCCACGGGCGCCGAUUAUACCAAGUCCUGCACCUACGUCUGGCAGUGACGACGCCUUCCGACCGCCUUCUACGCCAUUGUCGCCGAUCAAGCCCGAGAUGCAAACCUUCCAUACCGUUUGA